Messenger RNA from Trypanosoma grayi, 1320 nucleotides. RefSeq lists its product as hypothetical. The transcript has a single exon. The record is from RefSeq and is a predicted model, not a curated record. NCBI's taxonomy places the organism in Eukaryota, Euglenozoa, Kinetoplastea, Trypanosomatida, Trypanosomatidae. Bases 1 to 1320 code for a protein of 439 amino acids.
AUGAUGAUGAUGCGCUACGUGCUGCUUGCGUGUGCCCUCUGCGUGUGCGUGGGCUGCGGCUGUGCCGAUGCUGACAACGGGAGACAGCUGAAGAUGCGGCAUUAUGCUGUACACGCUGCGUCAUCUGAAUCUCCUCCGCAUGCUGUUCUCACCGCUGAUAGUGCUGAGAGUGAGGAGUGUGCAACUGGAAGUAUUCGGUGUGUGCGUGAUGAAUCUGUUGUUAUGGGUGUUACAGAUACUGAGCAUAAGAAGUGUGUGAAAAAAGGCGAGUCUUGUUCGGUGGGAUACAAACCUGUUGGUGCAAGUUCUAGCAGUGAAUCAGGUUCUUUUGAGAGUCAAGGUGGUUCACACAGUGGUGGUGUUCCUGGUGAACAAUCGUGUCCGGAAGGCCAAUCUAUAUGCCCACAACCGAAAACCCAGGAAGAAAUGGCACAACAAAAUAAGUUGGAGGUUAAUUUAUUGAAAGGUGAUGGUCCAGGUCCUCAAGUUGCCGUGGAGUGUGGUACGAAAGAGAUCCACUGUCCUGCUGUGGCUGGGCGCCAACCUGCGGGAGGGGUGUGUAUGCCUGCUGCCACUUCUUGCCAAGGUGAGGUUCCUAAACAGCCUGGGGAUGCUGAAGGAGAAGGCGAUCCUAGUUCUACUGUGUUGCAAGACGGUGCUUUGAAUCAUAAUUUGAGUGGUACGCCGCAAAAAGCAGAGAGGACGCAGUCAACGCUUCAGUCAGUCUCUGAGGGUGGUCCGGGUCGAGGCGACGAUAGAAUAAGCGAAAAGGCAGAUGAGAGUCUCGUCAAGGCUGAGGAAACGCCCGAAGCGUUGAAAACUGUGCAGCUGUCGAAGGAAAAGACAUCCCCAGGAAAACAGGAAUCCCAAAUUAUUUCUGAUGGCCUGAAUGGCGAAAAAGAGAAUCAAGGCGAGAAGAUGAGUAAUGGCAGUGCUGACGCAAACCCUCACCACACAAGCGACUCACUCGGAAACAGGGACACACCAAACGGAGGAGGAACGGGUGCCGAACAAACCAGCAACAUCCACAAGAGUGAAUCACAGGCCACUGAUGGUGCCGGUACUGAAGUUGAUUCCUCCUUAGCUGAUCCUACGACGACUCGUGGUGAAAACGGCACUGAGGCAGCGGCAACGCAUGGACAAUCAGGAUCUUCUUCCACGACUGCUGGUAUCAGCGAUGCCACUGACAGCAACCCUGCCACCACUGCUGCUGUCGAGAAAGUGAACGACACGAAGAAUGCGGACAGCAGCGUCAGUCCUGUGUGGGUGCAUGCACCGCUGCUUCUGGUGGCGUUGUUUGCAGUAACGGCUGUGUCAUGA